Messenger RNA from Microplitis demolitor, 1860 nucleotides. RefSeq names its product ATP-dependent DNA helicase PIF1-like. The coding region runs from base 256 to 1587 and encodes 443 amino acids. Lineage: Eukaryota; Metazoa; Arthropoda; Insecta; Hymenoptera; Braconidae. The record is from RefSeq and is a predicted model, not a curated record. Gene Ontology annotation, molecular function: DNA helicase activity. The transcript has a single exon. Gene Ontology annotation, biological process: telomere maintenance; DNA repair.
CUCAUGAAAUUUUGUGAGCGUAUUGAAUAGGUCUGAGAAUCGGCCAACAUCUAUUUUUCAUCCCCCUAAAUGUUAGGGGUAGUCCACCCCUGAUUUUUUUUUUUUUAUUUUUUAGACAAAAUUUUUAGUUUCUAUUUUUUUAUGAUACAACAUACAAAAAUACAUACAAUCCUUAAUUUUUACCCUUCAACUAUCAACCCUCAUUUUUUAUUAGCCAUUUUAGUAAUUUAAUCAUUUUUUAUCUCCGGUCGCAUUAUGCUCGCAGUUUCAGCUGGACAAGGUGGGUUCUUCUUUUUGGAUGCACCGGGUGGAACUGGCAAAACAUUCGUUAUUUCGCUAAUUCUUGCUGAAAUACGAUCAAAUAAUGGCAUCGCAUUGGCCGUUGCAUCAUCGGGCAUUGCAGCAACUUUAUUGGAUGGAGGUAGAACAGCUCAUUCAGUAUUUAAGCUGCCACUAAAUAUUCAGAAUAACCCUGACGCAGUAUGCAACAUUAAGAAACAAUCGUCCAUGGCCACUGUGCUGAAACGGUGUAAAAUUAUUAUUUGGGAUGAAUGUACUAUGGCACACAAAUAUUCACUUGAGGCGUUGAACAGGACAUUGAAAGAUAUUAAAAACAGUGACAAACUAUUUGGCGGAACUCUGUUGGUCCUUUCAGGUGAUUUCAGACAAACACUUCCAGUCAUUCCACGUUCAACAUACGCUGAUGAGAUCAACGCUUGCUUAAAAUCAUCUCCAUUGUGGCGUAAUGUUGAAAAAUUACAGCUAAAAAUAAAUAUGCGCGUUCAAAUGCUUCAAGAUCCAUCCGCUGAAACAUUUUCAAAACAACUCUUAGAUAUCGGUGAUGGAAAAGUUGCUAUAGAUGAAACUGGAUACGUAAAAUUACCGACCGAUUUCUGCACAAUCGCUGAUUCGCAAGAUACUCUCAUUGAACAAAUAUUUCCCGAUGUACACACACGGUACAUAAAUCAUGAGUGGCUUGCAGAAAGAGUGAUUUUAGCGGCAAAAAAUGUAGACGUUGACAAUUUAAAUCUGAAGAUACAAAUGUUGUUGCCAGGGAACUUGGUAUCAUAUAAAUCUAUUGAUACAGUUUGCGACGACAGCGAAGCAGUAAAUUUUCCCACAGAGUUUUUGAACUCACUGGAUUUGCCAGGCAUGCCACCGCAUAAUUUACAAUUAAAGGUUGGAUCUCCAAUUAUCUUGCUUCGUAAUUUGAACCCGCCUCGGCUGUGCAACGGUACGCGAUUAGUCAUUCAAAAAUUAAUGAAAAAUGUGAUCGAAGCCAGAAUUUUAAAUGGCAAGUUCAGAGGUGAAAAUGUACUCAUACCACGGAUUCCUAUUAUACCUACAGAUGUGCCAAUUCAAUUCAAACGUAUUCAGUUUCCGAUUAGAUUGGCAUUUGCAAUGACUAUCAACAAAUCCCAAGGUCAAACGAUGUCUGUUUGUGGAUUAGAUUUGAGAACACCAUGUUUUUCACACGGACAAUUAUACGUGGCAUGCUCUCGAGUGGGUAAACCAUCCAGUUUGUUUGUGUUAGCUAGAGAUGGACUAACAAAAAAUAUUGUUCACGCUAUAGCAUUAAGAGAUUGAUAUUGUUUAAUAGUGUUACUGUCGUAAUUGUUUAAUUAAUGGUAUAUAAUUUUAAGGAAUCAAUUAUAAUAACUUAAAAAUAAUGUUUGCCUUUUGUUAUUUUUAUAUUACCUCAUCGUUCACAGCGCUCCAUGCUUAUUUCACGCAUAUACCACAUUCUUACAUAUAUACAAUAUACAUAUUCUAACAUACAUACAUACAUACUUACAAUAAGUAAGCUAUUUUUUGUCUACACAAGAAAUGACUAGGAAAUUAUUUAUUUGGCAAAACAAC